AUGUCCCUUCUGGACUACUGGGACACAUCGCGCCCUCCCGUGAAGCGCAGGAAGACUACCCCUAAAGAGGGUCAAGAGAGUCCCACAACAGUCACACUUCGGAAGGAGGGAUCCAGCAUCAAGGAAAAUGAACUCGAUAGCUCUGAUAGUCCAUUAGAUACAUGGGAUUCCCUACCCUCGGCUCAAGUUGGCGAUAUCGCGGUCGAGGACGAGAACCCGGUCCCAAACUGUCAGACAGAACUAGAGUCUUCGCUACCAGAUAUUCCUACAGAUAAACAAGCUAUCGAAGAGUAUGAGAUUUCGCAUGCGGUAGAACAGGAUGAUGAGCCUGAUCUGCGCCAGAGGCUUCAAGACGGCAAAUGGCGGAAGGGAAAGAGCUCAAUCUAUGUGGAUGCGUUCAAUCUGGCACUGGAAACUGUGCUGGACGAAGAAGCCCAUCUUUUCAAUGAGGCGGAAUUAGAGGUUUUUAAACAAUGGAAGGAGCUAUCGUAUGAGUCCCAAUACUUAUAUGUGCGGCUCUUCCUUCGCAAGACCUCGGCUUGGCAUCGCAUCAAUCGCUUGGGUUGUUACUCCGACAUUAGUGAUAUGUCCCAGGCGGUUGCUGAUCUGCGGUCUAGCCGUAAGCUGCCUGGCCCUCUAGUAUCUUCAGAUGAUAACUCUGAAGACACGAGUUCCGGCAGUGGUGCGGGCCUCACUCAUUUCAGGUUCGCCGAUGACACUGAUGAGAUAACGACUCUGGAGGAAGCAUCCUCUCUACUACUUCUUGAAGAACUCAAAGUCCUCGCCAAGGAUGCAAAGGUUCAAGGCAAGAGUAAGAAGGAGCUGCUCGAAGCCUUUCGUGCGUCCAGCCAGAGGCAAACAGGUCUUAACUGGAACGAUAAAGAGCACGACUCACCCCCUGCUGUCAAUCGCAAUGACCAUUAUAUUCAGAAAAUCCUUGAGUAUACCGGCGACUGCGUCAGACUCGCGCCGGGGCCUUAUGCUCUCUUCGAGAGAGUCCAUCUGGUCUUUUACAGGUCCACGGAAUGGACGGAGAAAUCCCUCACCACUAUAAUUCUUGCGAAGAUCUCCCGCAGAAAUUUCCCCGAGUAUAUUGUAUCUCGAUCUAGCUCGAUCUUUCCAUCUAGGGAGAUUCUGCUUGAAUUCGAAUCAGCACUUCGGAAACAGCAUCAAAUAGACAAUCUUCUUGAGUUCAACGGCACUCCUACUCAGGAAAGACUGGAGCAUGUGAAACGCAUUUGUACAGAAGUCUAUCUCCGAUGGAAAAAUCUUCUCGAACAGGAACAGCGCAAGGAAGACACUAUCUACGAAGUGGGUGAAGGCGCCUACUUACGUCGCUUUUCUCCAGCGUGGGUCUAUACAAGGAUCAUUCAUAAAGGCCUUCAUCCCUUCGGGCGCUUCAAAGAACACAAACGGGAACAUGAAAUCCUGUGUGAAUUGCUAGGCCAGCGCUUGUUCCACGCUGCCCGACGCGGCGCAUGGUAUCAACGAAAAGCACUGUUGGAGGAACACUAUAUGUGGGCUCUUACACCUUUUGAUGGACGGAGCGAGGACCUCCAGAAGAAACACUGGAAACGAAUUGCCCUACGGACAUGCGAAGAAGGGCUGGAAGACCCUGACUGCCAUCUCAUAUAUCACUAUGACCUUCAAAAGCGGAUCACAAAGCUGGAAAGGGCUUUGAAAGUAGUCAAGCGCGAGCAACACGACUUUGGCCAUGUCAUGUUGGCCAAACCAGAAGUACGGACGAUUGAAGGUAUACGAAUCGAACGGGAGGACUCUCCUGCUCGCGCUUCAGGGAAAAGCGAGGAAUCCUCGACCAGGCGAGGACGCCCGACCAUCUGGAUUGACGAGAGAGAAGGCGGAGGCGAAUGCAGAGUCGAAAGCAUGUGUUUGAGCUGGUAUAGGGAUCACGGCUGGAAGGGGUACCAUGCAGAAGGAGGGAUCGUCAGAACCUUGUUCGGCUACCUUUUCUACGACAUCCUAUUUGCCUAUGUCCCUAAUGUCUUCCAAACACCCUUUCAAACCUGUCCGCUAGACCUCCACACCGAUGCAUUCUACCCCUCCCGCGCAUCAGAGAUCAAUCACCGUCUGGUAGAAAUAACGAACGGCGCUGCUGAGAGGAUUAUUCGUGAUAUCCAUGAGCGUGAAUCAGCGAAGCAGACCUGCGCCAUCGGCAUCGACUGGGCCUUUGAGCUGGACGACUUGGUUGAGAUCGUGCAGUGUUUUCGAGGCGAAGCCCUCGCCACUAUUUGCAAGGUCAUGGCCCAGGAGUAUCAGCAGCGCGGCGGGGGGAUACCUGAUCUCUUUCUUUGGAGUGUGGAGAAGAAAGAAGUCAUGUUUGUGGAGGUCAAGUCGGAAAAUGAUCGCUUGAGUGAUACCCAGAGGUUGUGGAUUCAUGUGCUUACUGGAGCGGGUGUGAGAGUUGAGCUUUGCAACGCGGUUGCGAAGGAGGUUAGACGAUCGAGUUGA
Messenger RNA from Aspergillus fischeri NRRL 181, 2469 nucleotides. Its product is annotated as fanconi-associated nuclease 1. Gene Ontology annotation, cellular component: nucleus. Gene Ontology annotation, molecular function: flap-structured DNA binding; 5'-3' exonuclease activity; 5'-flap endonuclease activity. The transcript is spliced from 3 exons. The record is from RefSeq and is a predicted model, not a curated record. Bases 1 to 2469 code for a protein of 822 amino acids. Gene Ontology annotation, biological process: interstrand cross-link repair. Lineage: Eukaryota; Fungi; Ascomycota; Eurotiomycetes; Eurotiales; Aspergillaceae.